Monascus purpureus is the source of this 309-nucleotide messenger RNA. Lineage: Eukaryota; Fungi; Ascomycota; Eurotiomycetes; Eurotiales; Aspergillaceae. The record is from the annotation of a GenBank genome assembly.
AUGAAAGUGGCAGGUGGACCACUGUACUUCUCAUCGAGGGCCUUUCUUCCAUCCCUUUUCUUCUUUAUUCCCCCUGUCCGUUGUCUGUUUCCGCGGUCAGACCAAGCAAGGCGAAUGGACACAUUUGAACGGUUCCACUCGAUCAUGUUCCAUAGGGUUGACAUCCAUUCAUACGCCAUUAUUCUCUCCAAGAUUAUUGGUGUCUCCGAUGUUGGGUCUUCUCAGAGCUGGCGUACCGGGCUUGAUUCUUCUUAUGUCUUAUGUCUUUACUCUCUUCUAGCCUUUGUUGUUUUGGCUACACUCGUAUGA